GUUGCGCCCUGCGUAACUGGAACUCAGCUCUAUGUCUUUGGGGAAAGGGUCAGGGAAGGACCUGGGCCCCUUCCAUCCCUCCCCCUUCUGCCACCCUCUUCUUCCGCAAACCUCCCCCCAAGCACCGUGCCAGCUCAGAGUAGGAACUAACUCCGAGUAGAGAAGGAAAGAGGAAUUCAUGCCUUCCUCCCUUCCUCCCUUCCAGGCUAGACUGGAAGCGCUUUGGGGGCACCUUGUACUUUUGUGUAUCCCAACGAUUCCCACUCAGUAGAGGCUCAGUUAAUGGAUAUCGAUUGAUGCUAUCCGUGCGAGUUUGCGCUUCAACCCCAGCUCUCCCUGCAGAAUCUAUGGCUUCUGGUGCUGUGACUUAAAGAAUAAAAAUGGCAAAGGGCGGCGUUCAUGAGCUGUCUCCACUCGGAUUGUAAACACACUCUCUGAUGACAACUCCAGACUGUAGCCCUGGGGCCACCAAGGGGCAGCUGGCACGUCACCAUUUGUGCAUCUUGGGCCAGGCUGAUGCCACUUUUAGGAAGAAUGACUUAUUGUUUUUGUUUCCCUCCAAAGACAUUAAACAUGAACCAAAUAGCAGAUGAGAUGAUUCACUGGAAGUCUUCUUCCAAGUUUCAAAAAACACACACAAAAAAUGGGGGUUGCUGUGCUGAACCACGUGUAAGCGAAGCCAGGCAGCCCUGGGCUGUUGCCCUCCCUGCAGGGGCUCUGCUGUGGGCAGCACCUCGCCGGGGGGGGGGGGGGGGACCUUGCCCCGAGGCCAGAGCCCUGUGUCAACAGGCACAAAACCCCGGGGGGCCACGUGUCUCAAAAGCACCUCCAGUCUAAUGUUACUAAUGACGUCUCUUCUGUGUCUACCGAGGUUAUCUUAGCGCGUGACCAAACCUCAUUCGUCUGGGCCACCGGAACUCAAAAUUUGGAAAGGGUUCAUUUGGGGCCCAUGGAUUGAGAACUGAGUCAUCCCUCGGGCAGGGACCUGGCAGAGAUUAGCGUUCUGCCACCGGCUGAGAAGAGAGGGAACGGGUCUGCCAACCUGGUUCCCGGGGAGAGGGGCACACUCCAGCCGAGCGGGCAGCCUCUCCGGUGCUGUGGAGACCUCCGCUGCGGGUAGGCUCCCAGACGCUUUUCAGGAUGGAACGUGUCUGGGGGCCACGUUGUCCAAACUCAUGUUUUCAAGGUGUCGCCGCCGGCUGUCAUGGGCAAGCAGAACAGCAAGCUGCGGCCUGAGGUGCUGCAGGACCUGCGGGAGAACACGGAGUUCACGGACCAUGAGCUGCAGGAGUGGUACAAGGGCUUCCUCAAGGACUGCCCCACCGGCCACCUGACCGUGGACGAGUUCAAGAAGAUCUACGCCAACUUCUUCCCCUACGGCGACGCCUCCAAGUUCGCCGAGCACGUCUUCCGCACCUUCGACACCAACGGCGACGGCACCAUCGACUUCAGGGAGUUCAUCAUCGCACUGAGUGUGACCUCGCGGGGCAAGCUGGAGCAGAAGCUCAAGUGGGCCUUCAGCAUGUACGACCUGGACGGCAACGGCUACAUCAGCCGCAGCGAGAUGCUGGAGAUCGUGCAGGCUAUAUACAAAAUGGUGUCCUCCGUGAUGAAGAUGCCGGAGGAUGAGUCCACGCCCGAGAAACGGACAGACAAGAUCUUCAGGCAGAUGGACACCAACAAUGACGGCAAACUGUCCCUGGAAGAAUUCAUUAAAGGUGCCAAGAGUGACCCAUCCAUCGUCCGGUUGUUACAGUGUGACCCCAGCAGCGCGAGUCAAUUCUAAGGGGUCGGCAUCUGGACAGUGCAGAGAAACACAGGCUUGUCUUGCCAUUUAAGCUUUGCUUGCAAAAGUGGAUGCCUCCUCAGUCAUUCCUGCUCUCCUGGAGCGGCCAGGCGACACACACCUGCUCGCUCGGCGGCCGCGCCUCUCUCCUCACCUGGCCUUCUCCCACCCCCUCCCCGGUCCCUCCAGGGCGACUCCCAGGGGUGUGUUUACACGCAGGGCUCACGGUGUCCUCGCUUCUGGGGCACCUCCCCGCCUGCAGGGAGUCCAGAGGACACGCCGAGGAUCCCAAUGGGACUUUCUAAGAUCGCGCCAAGGCCAGCUGAUUGAUUUUGUGAUUGCAGGUGACUCCAUGGGAAAGAUGGGGACAAGAACGGAGGGAGAAUAGACGGGCAAGCCCUCCCCGUGCAUGGCUCCACCCAGCUCGUUCGUUUUCUCUGACCAAAGCCGCUUGCACGUAUAUAUACUGUGGUCUCCUUUCUUUUAAUAUAUAAGUUAUACAUACGGUGAAGUGAAAUGUAAUGUGUAGGUCCUAUAUUUAAUGCCUCGAUCGCCUUUGAAGCGUGGUUCCCUCGUGGCCUGUGGUCCCUCUGAGCCUGGUUCUUUUGUGGUAUGAUGCCCUCAAUCUGCCCUUUUUCGAAAGGACAUGCAUGCGUGCCCAGGGCUGUGGAGACCCUUCCGCCCACCUAGUGAACGCAGGCAUCUCUGUAAGGUUUGUCCUCCUUGUUGAUUGGUCUGGCAUUUCCUGUAUUAAAAUGAUCAAAUAAA
Hippopotamus amphibius kiboko is the source of this 2554-nucleotide messenger RNA. RefSeq names its product hippocalcin like 1 (gene HPCAL1). The record is from RefSeq and is a predicted model, not a curated record. The transcript is spliced from 4 exons. The coding region runs from base 1205 to 1786 and encodes 193 amino acids. NCBI's taxonomy places the organism in Eukaryota, Metazoa, Chordata, Mammalia, Artiodactyla, Hippopotamidae. Gene Ontology annotation, molecular function: calcium ion binding.